UGAAUUCUUUAUUCCUUUUCGGAAUCCGGAGAAACAUCUGUUAUAGAUGCAAUGAUUUCCUUUUCGUGUGUGUAAGGGAAUGUCUCACGAAUCUGAAUACUUAGCUAUUAAAUAUUGUUUAGUCUGGAAUCUGGGAUUUGUUGAAUUUGCUAUUAAGUGAUAUAACGGGUUGUAACGUUACGAUCAGAUCUUUUCGGGUUUGUUGCUUUUGAAUACCUGCGGGGACGAUCUUCUCAGCCAACAUCUCGGAGAAGUACGAGGUUGGAAUGUCCAUCCUGCCCCCUUGCCCAUAACCCACCUCUGCCAUCCUCGGCAUCAGCCAAUGUCCCAUCUCUCCAGCACUGGUUUCCCUCCCUCUCCUGGGCUGGGUGUUGCGUGUAGUUCCCCCUCCCCAUCUUUCGCUCCUGUUCUAGGGGGUGUCCAGUAUCUCCUGUUCUAGAGGAGGGUGUCAGCGCUCGGGUGGUGGUGGUGGGGGUCUGAGCCGCUGCCAUGUUCUCGUCCUGUACAGUGCUUGCCCACACAUGCACUGGGUGGAGGUUGUAGUAGUAGUAGUAGUAGUGGUGGCGGCGGUGUCAUGAGAUGCUGCUGUGACUGGAGGAAGCAUGAGAGCACACUUGCACUGUACUGCAGCAUUGCUCUCCUCGCUCCCUGUGCUCCAGGCAGCCUGUGUGCAGUGGGGGAGGUGCUAGAGCACAUCAAGCGGUGUAAUUUUAUACAUUACUGAAUCAGUGCAGGCGAAUCCUGGAGGGACAGGGCUGCAUCUUGGCUGUAGACUGCAUCUGCUGCGCUCUCCCAUCCAGCCAUGCUCUGAGGAGAAGCCACCGUCUCUGUGCAUUUCUGCUGCCGCUGCUGCUGUUGCCUUUCUCCCUGCAUCUGGGUGACUAAUAAACUCACUGUGGGAUGGCUUUAGUAAUGGAACCCAUCAGCAAGUGGAGCGCCAAGCAAGUGGUGGACUGGAUGAAAGGGUUGGACGAUUGUUUGCAGCAAUAUAUCAAAAAUUUCGAGAGGGAAAAGAUCAACGGGGAACAACUACUGCACAUCACCCACCAGGAGCUGGAGGAGCUGGGCGUCACCCGCAUUGGGCACCAGGAACUUAUUCUGGAGGCAGUUGACCUGCUCUGUGCCCUGAAUUACGGUCUGGAGACGGAGAACCUGCGGACGCUCUCUCACAAACUUAACGCAUCAGCCAAAAAUCUGCAAAACUUCAUAAUGGGUAGAAGGCGGAGCGGGCACUACGAUGGGAGGGCCUCCCGGCGACUGCCAAACGACUUUCUUACCUCCGUAGUGGAUCUGAUCGGUGCUGCCAAGAAUCUCUUAGCCUGGCUGGACAGGUCUCCGUUUGUCAGUGUGACGGAAUAUUCACUGCUGAAAAAUAACAUUGUUCAACUGUGCCUGGAACUCACCACCAUCGUGCAGCAGGAUUGCACCGUCUAUGAAACGGAAAAUAAAAUUCUCCACGUGUGUAAAACAUUGUCGGGAAUCUGUGAUCACAUCAUCUCUCUGUCAUCGGACUCAUUGGUGUCGCAGUCGGCUCACCUGGAAGUCGUUCAUCUCACCAACAUCAUGCCCAGCGAAGGCCUGGGGAUGUACAUCAAAUCCACGUACGACGGGCUCCACGUCAUCACCGGGACCACGGAAAACUCUCCUGCCGACCAGUGUAAGAAGAUCCACGCGGGUGAUGAGGUUAUUCAGGUGAACCAUCAGACGGUGGUUGGUUGGCAGCUGAAAAACUUAGUCAACGCCCUAAGGGAAGAUCCCAGUGGGGUUAUACUAACCCUGAAGAAGAGACCUCAAAACACCUUAGCAUCAGCCCCUGCACUUCUAAAGAAUGUGAGAUGGAAACCACUAGCACUACAGCCUGUAAUUCCCACCAGUCCAAACAGCGGCAACACCACCCCAACGGGCACCAUGGGGAUGUCCUCCAAGCUAGACGGUUCGGCCCUUCAUGACGUCUUCAUCCUUUCUCCUGUGUCUGGACUUUAUGGCCCCAGGGACGACAUUGGGAUUGUGCCGUGCGAUGACAUCAAUAAAUAUGGCGUCAGUAAAUCUGUAAUGAAAGGCUCCGAGUCUCCCAGCUAUUAUCUGGAACAUGAGAGCGGCAAAUAUUACACUUUCGUAGAAGGAGAGGGGCAUGAAGUGGGCACAGAAUAUGAGAGAGGCAGAACAACCGGGGUGCGGAGAAGAGAGAAGACGCCGACUCACGGGGACCUGAGGCCGGUGUCGAUGCCGACAGAAUACAACUGGAUCGGGGAACCCAAGGAGCCCAAUAUGUAUAAGAGAGGGAGCAGAGACUCUGAGAAUUCUCUGCUGCGAUACCUGAGCGAUGACAAGAUCCUGGUGAUACAAGAAGAGCCGGUCACCCAGAAAGACAACAAGAGGGACACCGGGCGCCACUCCAGGAAAAAAGGCAAAAACCCCGGCAGCCCCAGUUACCCCAUCAGCCCUUCAAUGUUAACCUCAUCGGGGAGGCUGGACCCCGCACAACAAGAUGCCCUGACCUUCUCCCUUGCCGAAAGUAACACAGUGCCCCUGUACCAUAGAGCGGGCGACACCAUCGGGGGAGACUCUGAGAGGUACACGAGUUCUGCGAUUGAGCGACAAGGAACCACAUCGAUGAGGAAGUCUUUCCAUUACGCAUCACUGAGGGUUAAAAGCAAAAAAAGAUCAAAAGGAGGGUCACUCACAAGUGGGAGCAGACGGCGAAUCUCCUGCAAGGACCUGGGACACGGUGACUGCGAGGGCUGGUUAUGGAAGAAGAAAGACGCCAAAGGUUACUUCACGCAGAAGUGGAAAAAGUACUGGUUCAUUCUGAAGGACUCGUCCCUGUACUGGUACACCAACCAGAACGAUGAGAAGGCGGAAGGUUUCAUCAGUUUACCGGAAUUCAGGAUAGACCGAGCCAUCGAAUGUAGAAGGAAACACGCCUUCAAAGCUUGUCAUCCAAAAAUCAAGAGUUUCUUCUUCGCUACAGACUGUCUGGAGGAGAUGAACAGGUGGAUGAAUCGUCUGGGCCUCGCUGCUAUCGGGUACACGCCGGAUGAAAAGGACAUCAGGCCGAACGAAGAUUACUGGAGUGAAAGUGACCAGGACGACAUCGAUGGCUCAAUGACAUUAAAACAGGAACCUCAGACAACAGCGAGUGACACGUACCACCGCAACUCCUCAGUGAAUUCCUCGAGUCCAUUUCCAGAACAGAAGCACGGACGACACUUUUCUAGUGAAUCCACCUAUUCCCACUCUUCUGCGGAGGACUCCAGGCCAGACGCCCUGGGAAGCACGCACUCCUCCAGUUGUCGGCCCACAUUCCGGGAUCGGCGGUCCUGGCAGGAUCUCAUAGAGACCCCUCUGACCAGUUCAGGACUCCACUUUCUCCAGACCGUCCCUACAGAUUCUGAAUAUGUAGCAGGAAGGACAGGAAUGUCUCCGGAGAGGAGAAGACAAGCUACGCUCCCGGUUCAGCGGCGCCACAAUCACGAGCGGGAAGGGCCCUUUCCUCUGGUGGAAUCUACCAGAGGCCACACAGCGCACCCCAGGACGCAAAAACAACGCAGCCAAAGUUUGCCCAGGAACCGGGACGCCAGAGGGAAAAACCGUAAUAAGAACGCCGGCCUGUUAGAGGAGAAACCGGAGGAGGAGCCGCUGAAGAGGAAGCACAGCAGCUCCAGCAGAGAAGAGAACAAGAAAGAGACGCGGUGCAGCACGGACGGACUGCAGGAGCUCUACAAGACGCUGGAACAAGCCAGUCUGUCCGCCUUCGGGGAGCAGAGACCCUCAACCAAGCAGGAGUUCAGGAGAUCCUUCGUAAAGCGAAGCAACGACCCUGUCCUGAACGACAAGCUUCACCGCAUCCGAGUCCUGAAGAGCACUUUAAAGGCGAAGGAAGGCGACCUCUCCGUCCUCAACGCCCUCCUCGAGGACCCGGCCUUGACGGCCAAGAAGUUCAAAGACUGGAAGCAGAAAAACUUUGAGUUUUUUAUUGAUAUUUGUGAGUACAGCGGAACCCUGAAACCUCAGAACGGUGCCUCCGACCUCGCCGCGCCGGCGGCCCAGAUCUCGCACACCCAUUCCUUCAUUGAAACGCACGUCUGACCGGCGGGGAGGAGCACCACCCAAGAACGUCCCCUAACACCCCGCCAGGAGCCUCCAAUGGCUUGUGACCUGUGAGAAGCACUGUAAUAUUUGUACAUAAUGUAAUCAAUUGGAUUGUAAAUAGACUGGAUACGAGAAUAGCGCCACCAGAUGCCUAUGACAUUGCAUGACCGAGCAGAAUUCUUCUUCUUCUUUUAUGGAUUCUCUUUGCUUUGCUGUAUGUAUCAGGGUCGGCAUCCACACUGAAUUGUCAGGAGCUCCCGGGAUACCCAGGUAACUGCGCCAGUGGCGUUCAGUGCACAAAAUGGCGGCAUCCAAGGAGCGUCCUCUGUGUACAUCUAUAAGGUGACAACCUCCGAGCCAUUCUGUAUACAUAGAUAAGACGUCCACCCAGGACUCCCUAUCUAUGUAUAGAAGUGAUCCCAUCGAUCAGAUUACAUUUUUUUCCCGUCUUUCAUACAUGAGCAGCGAAACGGAUUUAGCGUCCUGGUCGCCGCCAUCCAUUGUUAUACACAUUUAUUUUUACUAUUUCUCCUGGGAGCAGAGGGAGAGGUUCCAGGCUGCACACGAGUAUACGGCUCAGCCUCUUAGUGCCUUAAGAUGUACAUUGUGCAUCCUGCAGACGGCGGAUUUUCUUGCACGAAAGCUCGAGACGCGAAACCGCCGAGCGACGGGAGCUUGGGGACCUUGUCAUCGGUUUACGGGAUGCUUCAGCUUAAGGUGGACUUGUCCUUGCAGGAUGAACGCUCUCACCACUGUGAUUCUUGUGCCACUAGCCUGUGACUUUAUCUACCACACUUGUCUAUGGACUGAAGGUGAAACGCGAUGGGUCAGGAAAAAAAAACAAAAAAACAUGGAGGAGGAGUAGGAGGCCGACUAUGGACUGAGUGUGUAAAACAGAGAGUAAGUCGUGUCCACCGCGAGGUGAAUCCAAUGUAUGUGAAACGUCAGAUAGAGAAAUCCAAUAUGUCCACGGACAGCGAGCGCCGGGUUCUUCCAGCUUCUGUUAAAUCUGAUGCUUGUGGUCAAGGUUUGUCUCUUGUUUACCGUCACCGCUCUUUGUCGCAUAAAUUACUUUCAGGGACGCCUCUUAAUACUGUCGCCACAGUCCGGUGGGGAAAAUAUACACACCGUACACGCGCUUUACACAGGACUGGGAGGGAAGGGUUAGGGUGCGUUCACACUGAGGAAUAGGAGAGGAAUCCUCGCGUAAAAAUUCCAGCGUGGAAUUUACAGGGUUUUUUCACACAAAAUUUGCGCAAAAAUUGCACGGAAUUAAUGGAGAUUUUUCACGCGGAAUAUUUUUUUACUGGACUACAACCACCAAUUGGAAUUUCCCUUUUUUAUUUAUUUAUUUCUUCGUGCUGAAUUUCCACGCGGAAACGAUUUCAAUUAGAAAUUUUUUUUACCAAUGACUUCAAUGGACUUCUGCUCGCGUAUUCCGCAAGAGGAAUGAACACGUUUUUUCUUCUAGCGGAAUGGAAUUCUGCGAGCGGAAUUUACGCAGGGUGAACAGUGCAGAAGUAAAAUACAUUGAAGUCAAUGGCAAAGCAGGUGUUAAUUAUUUCUAAGCGGAGAAUUCAAGAGGAGUUACUCAGUGUGAACGCACCCUUAAACGGACUGAUCCCAUAUUCUACUAUUCCUUAAAGGGGUACUCCGCUGCUAGACAUCUUAUCCCCUAUACGAUGUCUGAUCGCGGGGAUCCGACACGCCCUCUCCCAUAGACCUAAUUGGAGGGGGCGUGGUGUGACAUCACGAGGGGGCGUGGCCGUGACAUCACGAUCACGGCCUCCGGCCCAGAGCAUUCUGAACAAAAUGUUCAGAACGCUGGGGCACCGGAGUACCCCUUUAAUGGCGGACAAAUGUUACAAAUCUGUCUAAAAGCAAAACUGUCUCUGUUGCCCAUAGCAACCAAUCACAUUACAGCUUUAAUUUCGCCAGAACAUAUUUAGGAAACGAAACUUUUUUCUUUUAAGGGUAGGGUCAGGCGAGCCCCCUAUCUGUGAAACACGCUGUUAGGCGCGCACACACACAGGGAUCUGCGUGACUGUAGUAAACUGCGCACGCGUGCGUGCGCAGUUUACUACAGUCGCGCAGAUCCCUGUAUGUGCGCUCCUAGCAGCGGAUUGCUGCUACCAGUGGGCACAGACGAGGGGCUCGCCUUAGGGUCGGUUACGCAUGACCCUACCCUUAAGCUGCCUUUGUUGCCUAUAGCAACCACUCAGAACUCAGUUUUCAUUUCUUGAUCAGUGCUCACAAAAAUGAAAGCUGCGCUGUGAUUGGUCGCAAAGGGCAACAAAGACAGUUUUGAACAAUGAGACCCAGUCUUGUUGCCCAUAGCAACCAAUCAGAGUUUAGUUUCACUUUCAUGAAUCUAUUCAGGCAAAAUGAAAGUUGCAAUGCGAUUGGUUGCUGGGCAGCUUUCAUUUCUUAAUCUAGAUAGCCGCACCGUGAUUGGUUGCUAUAGGCAACAAAGGCAGAGCCUCAUUUAUCAAAACUGAAAAAAGAAGACGCUGUCUUUGUUGCCCAUAGCAACCAAUCAGGUCUCAGUUUUCAUUUCUUGAUCUACUCUGGCAAUAUCAAAGCCGUGCUGUUGCUAUGGGCAACAAAGACAGGUAUAUAUCAAGUAUGGUGCACCUGACCGGCCCUGUUAUUCUGCUGAUCUGCAGUGACCCCAGAGUUUUAUCUACACUCAUAUUACAUCAAUGACCCGCAGGCAGCGCCGGGUCAGGUGAUCGCGUCAUGGCAGCAUCACGUGUAAACUGGAUACAGAGGGAAAUCGUCAACGUAUCUUCCCAGUGUUCUGCUUCCAGAUGGAGCACUACUCAUCCAAAGCGACAAUCUCAGGUUACCCCCUCCGGUCGGUCUUCAUUUCCUAUAUUUGUUACAAUGUAUUCCUGAAUUUUAAAGGCGGAAGGUUUUCGGAGCUGCACGCUAAUGGCGAUUAAAGGGGUGUCCCAAAGGAACAUUUCUAAAAUGACGUCAUUAUUAAAUACAAUUUACAUAUUGCAGAAUGCCAAACAUGGCUGCCAUGUCACAACAUACCGGUGUUCUCAUCUAUGUUUAAGGGGUUCUCUGACAAUGAAACCUACCUAAUAAAUGAACAAAAUCAUAUAUUUGAUCAAUAAAGUUAUUUUAAGUCCUCUCUACUUUCCUUUUGCUUCUGACACAAACUGUCUGUUCCGUUAUCCUUAUUCACCCAACUUCCUGUCUAUUGAACAUCCUGUAACAGACUUCCUGUUUGAAGGAUUUCCUGUAACAGAUUUCAUGUCUAGCCGGGAAUUGAGCCAACUCUAUGUCCCUUCCACUAUGUGGGAGGAGUUAGGGUUGGCUAAAUUCCCAGCUUGAGUGUCCUGCCCAGACACUAAGUUUGGCUAAUGAAGACAAUAGAGCAGACAGUUGGCAUCAGAAGCAGGAGGAACGCAUAAAAGACCACAAAAAGGUAAUAAAACUACUUAAUAUGUGAACAUAUAUUGGGUAUAUAAAGUUAUUUUACUCCUAUUCUGUGGUCUUCUGCUUCUGACAAACUAUCUGCUCUGUUGUCUUCAUUCACCCAACUUCCUGGCUAUUGCACAUCCUGUAACAAACUUCCUGUCUGGAGGUCUUCCUGUAACGUACUUCAUGUCUGGUCA
Hyla sarda is the source of this 7721-nucleotide messenger RNA. Its product is annotated as connector enhancer of kinase suppressor of ras 2-like. Gene Ontology annotation, biological process: regulation of signal transduction. Bases 901 to 4089 code for a protein of 1062 amino acids. Lineage: Eukaryota; Metazoa; Chordata; Amphibia; Anura; Hylidae. The transcript is spliced from 24 exons. Gene Ontology annotation, cellular component: cytoplasm; membrane. Gene Ontology annotation, molecular function: protein binding. The record is from RefSeq and is a predicted model, not a curated record.